CUAAGUCAACCGCAGCGAUAACACAGUUAAAUUCAAAGAGCUUUAGUCAGUAAGAUGUCUUCUAGAAGUCUAUUCAGAGGAGGAAGUUUUGCUGCUGAUAAACGGUCUUUGUUAAGGAGGGAAGGUGGAUCAAGAAACAUAAACGCAUCGGGUCAACACGACAAUACAUCCAGUAUUAUGGCAUUCCACCUCAGAUUUAAGAAUACUGAAUUCUAUGAUACCAAAGUCAUGUUUCAUCUAUACAUAUACCCUUUACUUGAAAUGAUUGCGAUUCCAACUAACAUUUUGUUUAUAGUAGUAUUCGUCAGGGGUAACUUUUGCUCACCAAGCCAUGUUGUUUUGAUAACUAUUGCAUUAGCAAAUAUCAUACAAAUGUUGUCAACAAUGGCACCCUCUAUCUAUUUUUACGGUCUUGGCUUUGCUGAUGAAUUUGUACCUUAUGCAUGGUGUGCAAUGCACAAUCUUCUUGAGAUACGUAUCCCCAAGAUUUGCACGACAUUGGCGCGACUUUUAACAGCGCUACUUGGAAUCCAGCGAUACUUCAUUAUAUCAUUUCCAAUCACUGCCAAGCUAAAACUCACAGUGAGAAUCACAUUAUUCAUUAUUAUUUCAAUGAUAUUUGUUUCAAUUUUAGCUGAUAUUAAUUUCAUGUUAAAUCUUCAAACGAUUGAAGAAGUAUACGUUAAUUCAUCAGUUAUUCCCGGUAAACUAGUCUCAGGUUGUGUUUGGAACGAGAGGCCACAGUUGGAAAACGCAAACAUCAUCGCGGAAAUUUCCACUGUGUUUGUUCCUCUAGCAUCGAUGAUUAUUUUUGAUGCAAUGAUAAUUUCGAUAUUGCUUAAAGGCAGAUAUCUGCAACAACAGACUAUGCUGAAUAGAAAUAUCCGCAAAAUGGUUUUAGUUACGUCAUAUAUUGUGACGUCAGUUAUCAUAAUCUCAGUACCAAACGUUACAAUCAAAUAUUUUUCUCAACGUGCGCUAUGUCAGUCUUGUACUGUAAACAAAGCACAGUACACUGCAUUUAUAAAAUCUGUAACAAUCUUGACAUAUGCAGCGAACUUUACAAUCUACUCUUUGCUGUGCAAGAAAUUUAGAACUGAAUUAAAAAAUUUCCUUUGUUGUAGAAAAGGUUCUCCAGUACCCCCGGUACAGUGUUUUACUUUGCAUCAAACCAACAUGUCAUUAAAAGACAGUAGCCCUUUUCACAAAAAAUCUUACGAUUGA
Molecule: messenger RNA, 1224 nt
Organism: Magallana angulata
Lineage: Eukaryota; Metazoa; Mollusca; Bivalvia; Ostreida; Ostreidae
Product: sex peptide receptor-related protein 2-like
Exons: 2
Coding region: 55-1224 (389 amino acids)
Biological process (GO): G protein-coupled receptor signaling pathway
Cellular component (GO): membrane
Molecular function (GO): G protein-coupled receptor activity
Source: RefSeq, a predicted model, not a curated record